AUGUCCCAGUUUCUUUUGAGAGACGCCCGCAGGUCGCUGCUAAGACCACUUCGAAGGUGCUACUCAUCGAAUUUCUCAAAUCAGGCCAUAGAGAUAGAAUCUGGGUUGCAAAGGGAAUUGGAUGGCAUUCUAAAUUCGUUUGAUGCUCCCAUUACAUAUGCCUUUGGCUACGGUUCUGGAGUUUUCAAACAGGUGGGAUAUGAUUCUACUGACAAACCACAGAUUGAUCUCAUAUUGGCAGUAGAAGAUCCAGUGGAGUUCCAUUCCAGAAACAUAAAACAGAAUUCUCAUCAUUACUCAAGCCUGAAAUACUUUGGGCCAAAAGUAAUUAGUCGAUUUCAGGAUGUUGGAGCUGGUAUAUACUUCAAUCCCUACGCUAAUAUUAAUGGAAAUGAGGUUAAAUAUGGAAUAGUGUCGAUGAAAAGAAUAUUGAACGACUUAAAGAACUGGGAGAGUUUUUAUAUUGCUGGUAGACUGCAAAAGCCCGUAAAAGUACUGAAAACAAACCCCACAAUUGAACAUUAUAAUCAUCUUAACUUGAAGGCAGCCGCAACUCUAGCCAAACAUCUCAUAUCAGUCAAGUAUCCAGAGAAGUUUGAUGAAUUUCAAUUCUACAAGGAGAUAACAGGCUUAAGUUACCUAGGUGACAUAAGAUACCAUUUAGGUGCUGAAAACCCUAAGAAGGUGGAGAACAUUGUAACCAAAAACUUCGACAAGUUUAGAAUGUACUAUAAACCUAUUUAUGAGGAUGUUGUAGUUAAUAAUGGUUACUACUUACCACCUGGGUUUACCUUAAAGAAUUCGCUGAAAAAGAUACAGUAUCGAAUUCAGAGAACAAGCCUAACUCAAAUGUUGAAAGGUGUUGCAACAGCUGGUAUUACAAAAUCUGUCAAAUACGCAUGGGCUAAAAGAAUGAAGAGUCGCUCAAAAUAG
Molecule: messenger RNA, 933 nt
Organism: Nakaseomyces glabratus
Lineage: Eukaryota; Fungi; Ascomycota; Saccharomycetes; Saccharomycetales; Saccharomycetaceae
Gene: TAM41
Product: putative phosphatidate cytidylyltransferase
Biological process (GO): CDP-diacylglycerol biosynthetic process; cardiolipin biosynthetic process
Cellular component (GO): mitochondrion
Molecular function (GO): phosphatidate cytidylyltransferase activity
Source: RefSeq, a predicted model, not a curated record